Drosophila arizonae is the source of this 2929-nucleotide messenger RNA. It is a transcript of the gene Vinc, whose product is annotated as vinculin. Gene Ontology annotation, molecular function: structural molecule activity; actin filament binding. Gene Ontology annotation, cellular component: actin cytoskeleton. Gene Ontology annotation, biological process: cell adhesion. The record is from RefSeq and is a predicted model, not a curated record. Lineage: Eukaryota; Metazoa; Arthropoda; Insecta; Diptera; Drosophilidae.
ACAGAAGAAGCAGCUAAAAUGCCCGUCUUUCACACAAAAACCAUCGAGAGCAUAUUAGAUCCUGUUGCCCAGCAGGUAUCUCGCUUGGUGAUAUUACAUGAGGAGGCCGAGGAUGGCAACGCCAUGCCCGACCUUAGCCGGCCCGUUCAGGUGGUCUCGGCGGCAGUGGCGAAUCUGGUGAAGGUUGGACGGGAGACGAUCAACAGCUCGGACGACAAGAUAUUGAGGCAGGAUAUGCCGGCGGCAUUGCAUCGCGUGGAGACUGCCUCGCAGUUGCUGGAGGAGGCUUCCGAUAUGUUGCGCUCGGAUCCGUAUUCGGGGCCGGCGCGCAAGAAGCUAAUUGAGGGAAGCCGCGGCAUACUGCAGGGCACCUCCUCGCUGUUGCUCUGCUUCGACGAGAGCGAGGUGCGGAAGAUCAUACAGGAGUGCAAGCGUGUGCUUGACUACUUGGCCGUGGCCGAGAUCAUCGGCACCAUGGAGCAGCUGGUGCAGUUCCUCAAGGAUCUGUCGCCCUGCCUCAGCAAGGUGACCCGCGAGGUGUCCGCCCGCGAGAAGGAGCUCACCCACCAGGUGCACAGCGAGAUUCUCGUCCGCUGCCUCGAGCAGGUCAAGACCCUGGCGCCGAUCCUCAUCUGCAGCAUGAAGGUCUACAUACACAUUGUCGAGCAGCAGGGCAAGGGCGCCGAGGAAGCGGCCGAGAAUCGCAAUUAUUUGGCCGCCCGCAUGUCCGACGAACUGCAGGAGAUCAUACGAGUCCUGCAGCUGACCACCUACGACGAGGACACCAGCGAGCUGGACAACCUGACCGUGCUGAAGAAGCUGAGCAACGCGAUCACCAACAAAAUGGAGCUGGCCAACGAAUGGCUCUCGAAUCCCUAUGCCCUGCGCGGCGGCGUCGGCGAGAAGGCGCUGCGUCAGGUCAUCGACAAUGCCAAUGAGAUAUCGGAGCGCUGCCUGCCCCAGGACUCGUAUCCGAUCCGGAAGCUGGCGGACGAGAUAAGCGCCAUGGCGAACAAUCUGUGCGAGCUGCGCCAGGAGGGCAAAGGCAACUCGCCGCAGGCCGUCGACCUGGCCACUGGCAUACGGGCGCGCCUCGGCGAGCUCCAGGGCCUGGUGCGGCAGGCGGUCUCCGGCGUGGACAAGGCGGGCGUCCAGCAGACCGCCCACACCAUUCAGGGCCGGCUCGAGCAGGCGGUCAAAUGGCUGCAGAAUCCCGAGGUCAAUGAUGGCGGCCUCGGCGAGCGGGCGAUCAAUCUGAUCGUCGAGGAGGGACGCAAGGUGGCCGAGGGCUGUCCGGGCCACCAAAAGGCCGAGAUCAUGCAGCUGUGCGACGAGGUGGAGCGCCUCAAGCGCCAAGCGGCCGGCACCGGGCCAGCUGCCAAGCAGGCCGCCAAGCAGCUGACCCAGAAGCUGUACGAGCUGAAGGCCGCCGUGCAGAACGCCCUGGUCAAUCGCAUCGUGCAGGACUUCAUGGAUGUGAGCACACCGCUCAAACAGUUCACGGAGGCUGUGAUGCUGCCGGAGGGCACGCCCGGACGGGAGCAGAACUUUAACCAGAAGUCGAACAAUCUGCAGGCCUUCAGCGAUCGCGCCUCGAAGACCUCGCGCAUGGUCGCCGCCGGCGGUGCCUGUGGCAACAAGAAGAUUGCCGAGAUUCUGCUGUCGUCGGCUGCCCAGGUGGACUCGCUGACGCCGCAGCUGAUCAACGCCGGACGCAUUCGGAUGAACUAUCCGGCCAGCAAGGCGGCCGACGAGCAUCUGCAGAAUCUGAAGCAACAGUAUGCGGAUACGGUGCUGCGCAUGCGUACGCUCUGCGACCAGGCCACCGAUCCGGCUGACUUCAUCAAGACAUCCGAGGAGCAUAUGCAGGUGUAUGCCAAGCUCUGCGAGGAUGCCAUCCAUGCGCGCCAGCCCCAGAAGAUGGUGGACAACACCUCGAACAUAGCACGGCUGAUCAAUCGGGUGCUGCUGGUGGCCAAGCAGGAGGCGGACAAUUCGGAGGAUCCCAUCUUCACCGAACGCCUGAAUGCGGCCGCCAACAACCUGGAGCGCUCGCUGCCCGCCAUGGUGGGCGACGCCAAGCUGGUGGCCACGAAUAUUGCCGAUCCGGCUGCGGCUGCCGCCUGGAAGAAAUCAUUCCAGCGUCUGCUGGGCGAUGUGCGUGAGGUGCGCGAUGCCAUUGCGCCGCCGCAGCCGCCGCCACUGCCCACAUCGCUGCCGCCGCCCAUACCGGAGCUCAGUGCGCUGCAUUUGUCCAAUCAGAAUGCUGAGCGUGCACCACCGCGUCCCCCACUGCCGCGCGAGGGCCUGGCGCCCGUGCGUCCACCACCGCCGGAGACGGACGACGAGGACGAGGGCGUCUUCCGCACGAUGCCGCAUGCCAAUCAGCCCAUACUGAUUGCCGCACGCGGCCUGCACCAGGAGGUGCGUCAGUGGUCAUCGAAGGACAACGAAAUCAUCGCGGCGGCCAAGCGCAUGGCCAAACUCAUGGCCAGGCUGAGCGAGCUGGUGCUCUCCGACUCGCGUGGCAGCAAGCGUGAGCUGAUUGCCACGGCCAAGAUGAUUGCCGAGGCAUCGGAGGAUGUCACCCGCCUGGCCAAGGAGCUGGCGCGCCAGUGCACCGAUCGGCGCAUCCGGACGAAUCUGUUGCAGGUCUGCGAGCGCAUACCGACGAUUGGCACCCAGCUGAAGAUCCUGUCCACGGUGAAGGCGACCAUGCUGGGCGCCCAGGGCUCCGAUGAGGAUCGCGAGGCGACCGAGAUGCUGGUGGGCAAUGCCCAGAAUCUGAUGCAAAGCGUCAAGGAAACGGUGCGCGCUGCUGAGGGCGCUAGCAUUAAGAUACGCUCCGAUCAGACCAGCAAUCGACUGCAAUGGGUGCGUCGCCAGCCCUGGUAUCAGUGAGGGGCCAGAGCCAGAGCCAGCCCAGAUC